Molecule: messenger RNA, 456 nt
Organism: Ostreococcus lucimarinus CCE9901
Lineage: Eukaryota; Viridiplantae; Chlorophyta; Mamiellophyceae; Mamiellales; Bathycoccaceae
Exons: 1
Coding region: 1-456 (151 amino acids)
Cellular component (GO): cytosol
Molecular function (GO): mRNA binding
Source: RefSeq, a predicted model, not a curated record
AUGGACAGGAACACUGGACGAAGCCGUGGAUUCGCGUUCGUGACGUUAGCGAGCGCGGAAGACAUGGAACGCGCGAUGGCGGCGACGAACGGCGUCGACGUCGACGGACGAGAGUUGCGCGUGUCCCAGGCGCAAACCGCGGGUGAACGCCGGGACCGACCGAUGCGUAUGGAUGGUGAACGCAGACCUCAGCGCAACCGUGAUGCUGAUAACCGACGAGUGUACUUUGGUAACUUGUCCUGGGGUAUGGAUCAUCUCGAUUUGCAGGACCUUUGCGGCGAGUUUGGCUCCGUCGAGGACAGCCGGUUGAUCACCGAUCGCGAGACUGGACGCUCGCGUGGGUUCGGUUUCGUCACCAUGAGCAGCGAAGCCGAAGCCGAUGAGGUUGUGGCGCAGCUCAACGGCCAAGAUGUCGACGGGCGCGUGCUCCGAGUUAACAUCGCCAACUCUGACUAA